AACACUUGUGAUGUCCGAAUUUGGCUAGGAAAUGGGGAAAUUCCGGUAGCAAUUAAGAGGGAUUUAAGUGUGUUUUGUUGCUUAAUUCAAGUGAGAUUUAUGUGAUUGAGUGUUAGUUGGUUGUUGUGAUUUUUGGAGAAAAUCCCGUGAGAUUAGCUAGUGUUUUGGCCAAUUUGUGGAAGUGGAGGGCCAACAUUUAAUGGGAAUUUAAAUGAUUAGUUUGUGAUAUGGGAACGAAUUUGGAGAUAUUUGAUCAUGUGAAGAUUGAUAGGAAUAGCAUUGGGAUUAAGAGUGAUCUUGAUGAUUUCAGUUUGAAUUUGUGAUAGUCCGGUAUUAAUUCUGAGGUAUUUUGAUUAGGUUCUCGAUCGUUCUAUCAGUUAGCAUUGAGAUUGAGUGCUCGGUUUUAUGCAAGUGAGGUAAGUAAAUUUAUGGUAAUGCCCGUACUGUUUUAAAAGCAUGUUUUGAUUUGUUUUUGAAGUGGUGGCGGGACUAAACCCGUUUUACACAAGUAUGAUUGAUUUGAAGUGAAAUAUUUUAUGCUUUUCACUAAAUUGAGCAUGCCUACUUGAAAUUUAAGUGAUUGUCCUGAUGAUCUGAAAGUGACUUGAAAAUGAUUGUGAAUUGUGAUUUUCCUGUUAACUUCUGCCUGUUUUGUCUCCGAUGUGGUCAUGUUAUUCGUGACCCUGCUAGUGGGGGAGGUUAUAAACACUAGCACAUGUCGGCACAUGUCGAUAUGUUAUUCGUGACCCUGCUAGUGGGAGAGGUUAUAAACGCUAGCACAUGUCGACAUGUAGUGAUAGAGCCAGUUCGUUCAACCCAGCUAGUGGGGGUUAUACACCAGCAAAUCGUGGCCCUGCUAGUGGGGAUUAUACACUGGCCGUGACCUAUAGAGGAGACGUCUAUUUCGUUCCUGUACUGUAUCCAAUUUGCGUGAUUGCACAUGUUGGCAUGCUAUAAGUUUAAUAAUGGGCACUCCAUAUUUACUUACUGAGUUUAUCUCAUAGUUUUCCUUGUCCACCAUUUCAGGAAGUGAAACCGAGGACGGGAAAACCACGGGAAGUGACGAGUUAGAAGGCUAGCCAUAUUGUAAUUGGAUAUAAAUUUUAGAUAUGAAUCAUGAUCUUGUAUUUGGAGAUUUUAUGAUAUGAGAGAGAAUUUUAAAGAUUUGAUCUUCAGAUUUUGAUGGUAUCAGAGUGUGACAUGAUAAGUUC
This is a messenger RNA of Rubroshorea leprosula, 1211 nucleotides long. NCBI's taxonomy places the organism in Eukaryota, Viridiplantae, Streptophyta, Magnoliopsida, Malvales, Dipterocarpaceae. The record is from the annotation of a GenBank genome assembly.